Messenger RNA from Saccostrea echinata, 610 nucleotides. RefSeq names its product small ribosomal subunit protein bS1m-like. Gene Ontology annotation, cellular component: mitochondrial small ribosomal subunit. NCBI's taxonomy places the organism in Eukaryota, Metazoa, Mollusca, Bivalvia, Ostreida, Ostreidae. The coding region runs from base 3 to 584 and encodes 193 amino acids. The transcript has 2 exons. The record is from RefSeq and is a predicted model, not a curated record.
AGAUGGCGACCCAAGUUGUGAGGAAAAUGUGUCUAGCAAAACUUUUUCGAGGAGAUUGCAGAAGUAUUACAACGACGUCACGUUUAAGUGUUGCUGGUUACAAAAAACUUCUUGAGGAUCGAGACAUUGAGUUACUUAAAAAGAAAAUCGGCGAUUUAGAGGCAACACCGGCUCCAAAUCUUGAAAACAAGAAUGUGACUUUUGAAGCAUUGUUUCGAAGAUCAAAGUUCUGUCAGUUAGGGAACAUUUCAAAUUCAAUAGUAAUGGGAAAAGUGAUUGACGUUGUUUAUGACGAUUUGUAUAUUGAUUUUGGGGGUAAAUUUCAUUGUGUUUGCCCGCGGCCUAUGACAACAGUGGUGAUAAAAAACGAGGAGACGGGAAAAGAGGAAAUAGUUCAGCGCUUUGAUGAGAGCUACACAUUUGGAACAAGAGUGAAAUUACUCCUGAAGGAAUUUGAAAUGGCAGACAAAUUUCUAGGAUCAGCACGCUAUACCUCAUUACUUGAGGCAGAUGCAGUACUUCUUGGACAUGUGACACAAAAAGAAAUUCUGCAAGAAGAAUUGCAAGAAAAUAUAUUGUAUUGAUUUGAUUAAAAAUCUAAGUAUGCAUG